This is a messenger RNA of Brassica oleracea var. oleracea, 474 nucleotides long. RefSeq lists its product as uncharacterized. The transcript has 3 exons. NCBI's taxonomy places the organism in Eukaryota, Viridiplantae, Streptophyta, Magnoliopsida, Brassicales, Brassicaceae. The record is from RefSeq and is a predicted model, not a curated record. The coding region runs from base 1 to 474 and encodes 157 amino acids.
AUGUCUGUAGUACCUAUAAUCGGCGAAGGAGAGUUCGAAAUUGAUGAUGAAGAACAUGACGUCUUGCCUGAGAGUGAUGAAGAUAAUGAGGAAGAAGAAGAUCCUGAAGCCCCACAGAGAAUGAGGACGCAUAUACGCCGUGGUGAUGGGCAUUUGUACCGAGACCAGACAUUCUUCAAUGGUGUGGCUUUCAAAGACAGAGUCCUCGAUUAUGCUCUUAGGACUCGCUGCAAUAUCAGACAAUACAGGUAUGAUAAGGAUAAGCUUGGUUUCGAAUGUGCUGGUCUUGGUGAGAAUGAUGAAGCUUGUGGCUGGAAAAUUUAUGCUUCGAUCCUUCCGAAGGAUAAAAUUUGGAGAGUUAGGUUGUUUGUAGAUAACCACACAUGUGAGGUUAAUGGAGAGUGUGAGAUGGUGAAGGUCCCUGUGAUAGCUAGGUUGUUUGGGAACAAGAUCCGUGAAGAGCCGUGUGUCUAA